GUCACUGCAGAACCGAGGUCGCUGCGUGAUGAUGUUGUGAAGUCCUCCUCUCGUCCCUGUCACGCCCUGGCGGUUACUGGCGGCGGCGGCAGCUUCGGCUGCCGCUCUCAGGCUGCCGCCGCUUUAGGGGCUUCGCCCUCAGGGAGCUCGGGCGGAGGACGAAGGACGCCAGGCCAUUCUGGUCAUGACUGUCCAAGGUAUGAUAAUCACAUGAGUGCUCAUUGCUGCAGAUGUCAUUUGACUCAGAGAAAAUCUGUCUAAAAGAAAAUAUCCAUACUACCAGAUCUGUUUCUUUUUCGAAUGGCUUGAUGGAUUUUCUUUACUCUGAUUUAUGCCAAAGCUGUCCAUCUCAACCAAAGCAAGAAAGGAUCCUGCAUGAGUCAAUCCCAGAAUGCCAUUUUUAUAUCAUCAACAGGUGAAGAAAACCUCAUGAAUAGCAAUCACAGAGACUCGGAGAGCAUCACUGAUGUCUGCUCCAAUGAGGAUCUCCCUGAAGUUGAGCUGGUGAGUCUGCUAGAAGAGCAGCUACCACAGUACAAGCUAAGAGUAGACUCUCUUUUUCUGUAUGAAAAUCAAGACUGGACUCAGUCCCCACACCAGCAGCAACAUGCAUCUGAUGACCUCUCUCCAGUCCUUGCUGAAGAAACUUUCCGUUAUAUGAUUCUAGGCACAGACAGGGUGGAGCAGAUGACCAAAACUUACAAUGACAUUGACAUGGUUACACAUCUCCUGGCAGAGAGGGAUCGUGAUCUGGAGCUAGCUGCUAGAAUUGGACAAGCUCUCUUAAAGCGGAACCAUGUCUUGUCUGAGCAGAAUGAAGCCCUGGAGGAGCAAUUGGGACAAGCCUUUGAUCAAGUUAAUCAGCUGCAGCAUGAGCUGUCCAAGAAAGAUGAAUUACUUCGAAUUGUCUCCAUUGCUUCUGAAGAGAGUGAAACUGAUUCCAGCUGUUCUACACCUCUUCGAUUCAAUGAGUCCUUUAGCUUAUCUCAAGGUUUGCUGCAGUUGGACAUGCUGCAAGAAAAGCUCAAGGAACUGGAAGAAGAGAAUAUGGUUCUUCGAUCCAAGGCUUGUCAUAUAAAGACAGAAACUAUUACCUAUGAAGAGAAGGAACAACAGCUUGUCAAUGACUGUGUUAAAGAACUUCGUGAAACAAAUGCUCAGAUGUCCAGAAUGACUGAAGAAUUGUCAGGGAAGAGUGAUGAACUGAUUCGAUACCAAGAAGAGAUCUCCUCUCUCUUGUCUCAGGUUGUAGAUCUUCAGCACAAACUUAAAGAACAUGUGAUUGAGAAGGAAGAACUAAGACUUCACCUACAAGCUUCCAAAGAUGCCCAGCGACAACUGACAAUGGAGCUGCAUGAGUUACAAGACAGGAAUAUGGAAUGUCUGGGUAUGUUACAUGAAUCUCAAGAAGAAAUAAAGGAACUUCGUAGUAGAUCUGGCCCUGCCGCUCAUCUCUACUUCUCCCAAUCCUUUGGAGCUUUUACUGGGGAAUCUUUGGCAGCUGAGAUUGAGGGCACCAUGCGUAAAAAGUUGAGUUUAGAUGAAGAAUCUUCUUUUUUUAAACAAAAAGCCCAACAGAAACGGGUAUUUGAUACUGUCAAGGUUGCCAAUGACACAUGGGGCCGCUCUGUCCCAUUCCCAGCUCUGCUACCCAUCCCAGGCUCCAACCGUUCAAGUGUCAUCAUGACAGCAAAACCUUUCAAGUCUGGUUUACAGCAGACAGAGGACAAAAUACUCCUGACCCAGGGGAGCAACUCGGAGGAGAUUCCAGGGAACUCUCAGAAGAUGGGCCAACCAGGACCCUCUAGAGAUAGUGAUUUGGCUACAGCACUGCAUCGUCUUAGCCUGCGUCGACAGAACUAUUUAAGUGAGAAGCAGUUCUUUGCUGAAGAAUGGGAGCGGAAGAUCCGGGUUCUGGCUGACCAGAAAGAAGGGGUUAAUGGCUGUGGCACCCCCACAGAGAGUCUUGCCUCUCUCUGCAAUGACCAGUCAGAGAUUACAGACUUCAGCGGUGCCAGUUGCCUUCGAGGGUUUAUGCCAGAAAAAUUACAAAUUGUCAAGCCCCUUGAAGGAUCACAGACUCUCUAUCAUUGGCAACAGCUUGCUCAACCAAACUUGGGAACCAUUCUUGAUCCACGACCUGGUGUCAUUACUAAAGGCUUUACCCAGUUGCCCAAAGAAGCCAUCUACCACAUCUCAGAUUUAGAAGAGGAUGAAGAAGAGGGUAUUACUUUUCAGGUUCAACAGCCUCUUCAAGUGGAACAUAAAGCUUCAAUAUCCAAGCCAGUAACAGGAAUCUUCCUACCACCCAUUACUUCAGCAGGUGGACCAGUUACAGGUGCAGCCUCAAACCCAGGAAAGUGUCUGUCAUGCACGAACUCGACAUUCACCUUCACCACCUGUAGGAUAUUACAUCCCUCUGACAUCACUCAAGUUACCCCCAGCUCUGGUUUCCCUUCAUUAUCCUCUGGAAGUAGUGGUAGCAGUUCAUCAAACACGGCUGUGAAUUCUCCUGCUGUGUCCUACAGACUCAGCAUUGGUGAAUCUGUCACCAACCGACGAGAUUCUACUAUCACCUUCAGUAGCACCGUGAGCUUGGCCAAACUUCUACAAGAGCGAGGCAUCUCUGCUAAAGUGUACCACAGCCCAAUUUCAGAGACCGCCCUCCUCCACCCUCUCCCUAAAGCUCUGGCUAUCCCUUCCACACCACCAAAUUCACCAUCUCAUUCACCUUGCCUUUCUCCUUUGCCCUUUGAGCCUCGAGUACAUCCCUCUGAAAAUUUUUUGGCCUCCCGACCAGCUGAAACAUUCCUCCAGGAGAUGUAUGGCUUGAGACCUUCCCGGAACCCUCCUGAUGUUAGCCAGUUGAAGAUGAGCUUAGUGGACAGGCUGAAAAGAUUGGGGAUAGCCAGAGUGGUCAAGACCCCUGACGCCCAGGAGAAUGGAAGAAGCCAAGAGGCAGAAAUUGGUCUUCAGAAACCAGAUUCUGCUGUUUAUUUAAAUUCAAGUAGCAGUUUAUUGGGUGGAUUGAGGAGGAAUCAGAGCCUUCCAGCUAUGAUGGGUAGCUUUGGCACCCCGGUUUGCACAUCCUUACCUAAAAUGGGUAUCCUGAAGGAGGACUGAGGCUCAGUAGUUAGCUGACCUCGUGUACAAAUCAGCACAUGCAGGAUAGAUAUGCACUGAUACAUGUGGUCUGGUCUGACUCGAGAGAAAAGGAAUGUUGCAGAAGGGUCGUGAGGGUGGAAAAGAGGAAGUAAGUGGGGAAAUGGAAACAUAAUUGGGAUGAGGCUCCAAUGGAUGCAGUUUGGUAAAUUGACAGUAUAAAUGAAUGGGUGGGCUGUGAGUGUUUGGAGGCAGAAAAGGAAGAAAGGUUUAAUACACUCCUUCAGUUGAGUUUUCUUGUCUUAAAAAUAAAAAGUGAGUAGAAAAUAAGUUUAGGUAUAUUGAAACAGAAAUACUGAAGUUGCUGGCACACUUACUUCUGACAAACAUAAGCAAGGAGAACCCAGGUUAGAAAGAUGGGAAGAGGAAAGGAGUAGCUUUGACUGUUGCUUAUAGAAAGCUGUUCUGAAGGUUGGGAGGGUAAGCUUAAUCUGUUACCGAGACAGUAGUGAGAUGCCUUAUAUAUUUCCCCUGUUAAUGUUUGGUUAAAUUAUGUAUCCAUCAAAUGGUAUGCUCAUAGCAUUAGCAAAACGAACAGUUUUAUCAUUGUCAUUAGGUCAUAAGUGGAGACUCUCUUUUUCCUUUCUGUUCUCAGGCCUUUGAGCCAUUGGGAGCCCAAAUAUCACUCAAAUUCUUUUGUAUUUAUGAUUAAUAAAAAUUCAUUUUUUUAAUUUGUAUUUUUAUACAACAUACCCAAAAAACAAUGUGGGUAGAGGGUGGGAGGGAUUUACUUUAAGAAGGAAGAUAUGGGUAAAUUGGAACCAAGGAAAUUUGUUUUUAGAAUAUUUCUUCUGGAUAAUGCAGUAGCCAAGGAAUACAAACAGAAGUGCAUGUCUUUCAAAUUUCACUGGAGGCUGGAAGGAGAUGUGUAAUCAAUAGGAAUUAGGAAUGUUGUAUAUUUAUAUGUGUAAAAAAAAUUUUUAAGGAAAGUUUGUUGCAACUAACUUUUUCCAAAGUAUGCUAUGCAUAUUUUUAAUGAAAGAUGACAUGUAUUUGCACAAAAAUUCUCAGGCACAUUAAAUUAUUAUAAAUUGAAGUAAAACCCAGGUGCUUGCUUUGAGAUUGUGUGAUAUGUUUUCCUAAUGUAAAAUAAAAUUGAAAAAUAUCUGCCUUGUUCUUAA
This is a messenger RNA of Galeopterus variegatus (Sunda flying lemur), 4283 nucleotides long. It is a transcript of the gene TRAK2, whose product is annotated as trafficking protein, kinesin binding 2. Lineage: Eukaryota; Metazoa; Chordata; Mammalia; Dermoptera; Cynocephalidae. The transcript is spliced from 16 exons. The coding region runs from base 376 to 3123 and encodes 915 amino acids. Gene Ontology annotation, biological process: neurogenesis; anterograde axonal transport of mitochondrion. The record is from RefSeq and is a predicted model, not a curated record. Gene Ontology annotation, cellular component: dendrite. Gene Ontology annotation, molecular function: GABA receptor binding.